GCAAGUUAGUAGCAAUACUAUGACGUGAUACACGUACCCAGCUGUGACAUGUCAAAAGAGAGGAUGUUAAAGAAGCUGCACUCGAAAGUUUCAUUCAGCAGUGAGCCGGAUAAAGAGUAUACACUUCCUUCUAGAACCUCUACUGCUUCCUCCAGCUCAGAGGACAGUCCUCCACCGAGGGAGGAAGAAAGAUGGGCGACUAGUGAGAACCAGGACAAGAGAAAGAACGGAGGAGAUAUAGACAAGAAAAGUGAACGAGAGAGACAGAAAAGUGAACAGAAAAGGAUCAGCACGACUAAAUUAAAGGGGUUACAGUCCUUUUCUGCGAUGCUGUCGGAGAACAACAAGAGUCAGAACAAACUGUUCAAGAAGGGUCGUAGUAAGUUAGAGUUCUUCAAGAUGACAGACAAGGGUUUACUGCUGACGAAGAUCCUAGAGCUGUAUCCAGUGAAGGCAGAGUACGUGAGGGCUAUUCUGGACAGCCACAAGAUAGAUGAAGAUGGCAGUAUCAAAGCGACUGAACUGCUAGAGUUUUUUAAGACACUGUAUGUAGAUGAUGCCCUACGAAACGACGAUACGAUCAAUAUCAACAAACUGAGAUCUGAGGUAGAAGCAUUCGAACUACAGAUAAAGAACAACGACAACAGGAUCAAGAUAUCAGAUCUGGCACUGCUGCUGCCACAAAAGGAACGGCUCUUCCUAAAGUUCAUCAGCUUCUGUAGAAAGCAGAUCACUAGCGUAGAGUUCUUCGAACUGCUCCUCAAGUACGCUACUGACAAGUCAGGAAAGAUCUCCCAAGAUGCCCUCUACAAGAUGGUGAAGGACUUUGCAGAUGAGAUAGGGGCACCAGAGGAUCACUGCAAUGACUGUGUCAGAUACAUACUCGCUCUGUUCAACGCUGAUGACGAUUCUACUUUGGACAUAUUUGAUUUCCCGCGGUUAUUCAAUAUCGAAGGAAACUUCCUGAAGAAACUGAAACCUCAUGGACGGUUCUCAGCGGUUGAUUUCGAUAAUAUCAUCAAACAUUACGACAGAGAUACUAAUGGGACUAUUGAUGCUGGUGGGGAACUGAUGGCGCUCAUAGCAGAUGUGCUGGAAUACGCUGACAUCAGGGUAAACGGAGAGCUACUCUUCGAAAUGGUGGAUGCAGCUCUCGAGCUCUGCGAGAAGACAAACCUCCAAAAGUUGGGGACUGAGGACCUGAAAAUCAUUCUCACACAGCUGCCAAAACAGAGGAUGGGGUAGUUAGGAACUGUAGUUUUAGCUCAUCAGAACGCCCCGGGUUCAGGAAUAGGUAGAGAGUUUGUUAAAAUCAGUGCUCUGGAGGACAAACAACGACACCAGAAGAAUUUGCUUGGUAAAUUUUGAAUUAAGAAAAGAUGCUGAUUGCAUCCGAAGGUGAUUACGGCUUGGGUCUGGUUAUAUGAGUGAAGUUUACCGAUUAUUAUGGUAGAAAUUUUGUCAUCGCUCAAAACACGAGUCUAUUUUACGAAAUGUGAAGAAUGUUUAUGUACAGGAAUUGCUAACAACUGUUAUUUGUUAUUUAACAAUUUAGUUAUUGACUACUGAGUGAGUCCAUGUUUGACUACAAUAAUUAUAUUAUUUUCCUUUCUUCUGAUAUCGAAAAUGUGUUUAAGAAGAGGGCUUUUUGAGAAAUGUUUACAGCUUAAGUAGGGGGUGCACCAUAAAAAUAAACUUGCUCGGAUUUUAAAAAUUUUUGUACCAUUGUUUUCUAGAGACUGUGAGAAUUUUCACAAUACCAAAUUUGUCAUACCUUUUUAAAAAGAUCAGUGAGUUUCGCCUAGGUGCCAUAUUUGAUGGUGCGCGGCUUUUGGAGCAAAAUUAGCUGUAAAAGUCGCGUAAUUUGACCAAAUUUGACAAAAUUCGUUGAUUUUUGUCGUAUUAUUUGGAUAUAUCUUCAGUUCCUUGAAUGAGAUCAUUCUGAAAAUUGGCGACGACCUUCCAAUAGGGCUUUCACAACUGUCCGAAAAAUUUGGUGGAUAUCGGAGUUGAUAUAGUGAUCAAAAUGGGGCAAAAUACGCUGCUUUUAGCUGUAACAUAAUGUCUGAUGGUUGGAUAUGCUUUAAACUUUUCGGACACUUUCCUUAAUUGUAAGUCUAUGAGUAAGCUGACUAAUUUUUGUUGCUGUCGGAGGUCGGGAAGGAUACGUAAUAUCUAUUUGUUUGAAGAAAAUUGUGCUGGCCGAAAUUAGCGCUAAAAAACCAUCCUACAGUCAGCACGCACGGCUCACUGUCGAUGGCGCAGUACCUAGCUUAAGCCAAUGAGGUACACGAUAAUCUCAUAAACAAUAAUAUCACUUCUGAUAUCGAAAAUAUGUUUAAAAAGUCAGCAAUUGCCCUAUCGAGCAUUGCAUCGAUGUCAGGAACUUGGAAAAUAUUUACAUUUUAAUGGCUCUGGUUAGCUUAUUUUGAUAACGUUUCAGGACAUCAAAAAACUAUAAUCCGUUUAUUCAUUUUAUUUUGCACAAUAACUUUUUCGAGAUAAGGAAGCCAGACCAUGUUCAAUUGACAUUUCCCAAUUUAAUUGUAUUUUUUGUUUUAAUUUUGUUA
This is a messenger RNA of Bolinopsis microptera, 2570 nucleotides long. Its product is annotated as calbindin-like. NCBI's taxonomy places the organism in Eukaryota, Metazoa, Ctenophora, Tentaculata, Lobata, Bolinopsidae. The record is from RefSeq and is a predicted model, not a curated record. Gene Ontology annotation, cellular component: terminal bouton; nucleus; cytosol. Gene Ontology annotation, biological process: regulation of presynaptic cytosolic calcium ion concentration; regulation of long-term synaptic potentiation. The coding region runs from base 49 to 1245 and encodes 398 amino acids. Gene Ontology annotation, molecular function: calcium ion binding. The transcript is spliced from 8 exons.